CAAAAUAAACCUUAAAAUAUCAAAGUUAGAGCAGAGUCUGGUGAUCUUUGGUGUUUGACGUGACGGGGCGGUUCAUCGGGAGGGACGCUGUCAGCGGAUCCCGGCUGACCCUUGACCCCGGACCUCCGGACGCCUGAAGCCGCGUCUCUCCGCCGGAGCUCCGCCAGUGUCACCAUGAAGCGAAGGCUCCUGCUCGUGUCCAACUCCACCCUGCACGGCAGCGGAUACCUGGACCACUGUCAGCAGCACAUCUCCAGCUUCUUCGGAAAAGAUGUGAAGAAGGUUCUGUUUGUUCCUUACGCUCUCCACGACAGAGACGCCUACACCAAGACCGCCAGGGACAAGUUCAGGACUCUAGGUUAUGACGUCAGCAGCAUCCACGAGGCGUCGGAUCCCGUCGACGCCGUCCGGACGGCUGACGGCAUUUUCAUUGGAGGAGGAAACACCUUCCGGCUGCUCAAGAGCCUCUACGACAACAAGGUGGUGACGGAGAUCAGGAGGAGGGUGAUGGAGGACGGCGUCCCCUACAUGGGCUCCAGCGCCGGCACCAACGUGGCCACGGUCAGCAUCAACACCACCAACGACAUGCCCAUCGUCUACCCGCCGUCCUUCGCCGCCAUCGGCCUCGUGCCCUUCAACAUCAACCCGCACUACCUGGACGCCGACCCGGCCAGCCGCCACAUGGGGGUGAGUCCAGAACACCGGGACCGUUUCCAAGAAGCUGAUAAAUCAACUCCAUGCAGCCGGGAGCAGAGGAUCACUCAGUACCACGAGGAGUCGGACACGCCGUCGGUCCUGGGCCUGAGGGAAGGAUCCAUGCUGCUGGUGGAGGGGAACCGGGCCACGCUGCUGGGAACCACCAAGGCCAGACUGUUCACCAGGGGGAAGCCCACGGUGGAGUACGAGCCGGGCAGCGACCUCAGCUUCCUGCUGACCGACACACACUGACCAAUCAGAGGGGAGCAGGAGGUCACCAUGGAGACGACACCGACCAAUCAGAGGGGAGCAGGAGGUGGAGGUCACCAUGGAGACGGGACCGUUGUUGUCUUCAUGAUGCUCAAACAGAAUAAAUAUUUUCAGGAUACA
This is a messenger RNA of Stegastes partitus (bicolor damselfish), 1086 nucleotides long. Its product is annotated as alpha-aspartyl dipeptidase. The coding region runs from base 175 to 948 and encodes 257 amino acids. Gene Ontology annotation, biological process: proteolysis. The record is from RefSeq and is a predicted model, not a curated record. The transcript has 8 exons. Gene Ontology annotation, molecular function: serine-type peptidase activity. NCBI's taxonomy places the organism in Eukaryota, Metazoa, Chordata, Actinopteri, Pomacentridae.